GGUGAUAAAAGUGAGUGAUUGAUAAAAGUGACCGAGUUUCUGAAUUGACAAAAUGGUGGAUACAGAUGGAUGAGGGUGUUUAACACAUGUGAUGAAAUGGAUGGCACGCCACGAAAAGAAGUAGAAAGGAUAUAUGGAUACCCAUGGGUGGAAUUUGGCCGAAAUGUGCCAGCGUUAUCAUCAAGCUGUACCACCACCGGCAUCAUCCUCAGCUGGAACUGCAGGAGCUGCGCAAAAUUCAUCCCCGAAUAAAGAUCAGUCAAAUAUCUCACACGGUUUAUCUAGUAAUCAACACGUCGAGCAAACAAGUCCGUCCUACUCUCAUUACACAAUGCUAGAGAAUUAUGAUCGCAGUGGAGCAACACCACCCCCACAAAUGAGUUACGCGAGUUCACAGGGUCUUUUGGCUCUUCAUAAUUCCAUGUAUCCUGGUGCUACCCGGAGCUAUGAUGUGGACUCUAGUAUGGAUGGAAAUGACGGAUCAAUGUCUAUGGAUCCGCAAAUUAUUUCUAUACCAGGGGUAUUAAAUAGUCCAGUGCAACAAAGACUGGAAGACAUGCCGUGGUUGACAUCCGGUCCACCGUUGGAUUACCAGCAGAGUCUGUCAAUGCCAAGUGUUGUGAAGAUGUGCCAUCCAAGUACCUCGACACAACGUAUCCUCAAGGAGCAACGUAUCCGGCGACCUAUGAAUGCGUUCAUGGUAUGGGCAAAGGUCGAGCGUAAAAAAUUAGCUGACGAGAACCCCGAUCUCCAUAACGCCGAUCUCAGUAAAAUGCUCGGUAAAAAAUGGCGCGGUUUGACUCCACAAGACCGUCGGCCAUACGUCGAAGAAGCCGAAAGACUGAGAGUAAUUCACAUGCAAGAGCACCCGAAUUAUAAGUACCGGCCUAGACGCAGAAAGCAGCCGAAAAGAUUAUCAGGGGGACCUUCGUCUCCUCCGUCAAUCGCCGCGAAUUCAGCGGGAUCUAGGUCGACGCCAAGUGGAAAUUCAGCAUCAGCAUCAGCAGCUCGUCAUUCCACGAAGAUGGAUAAUUAUCAAGGAAUGUCGCAGCUACCGUGGGGUGGACACUCACCGAUUUCUUCGAUGUAUCACCAGCAGCAGAGCAUACAGGAUUACAAGUCUGAAAAUAAUUCUAUUUAUGGUAGUCCUUAUACGCCGAUUAUUCAUACACCUGACAUAUCACCUGUUGCGAGUCCUGAAUCCGAAGGAGAUGGAACACACCUUCAAUCCUCUCAGAACACUGAGGCCGAGAGAGAAUUAAUGGACAGCUCAGCUAAACAACAUAACGAUUUACUAGAACAAAGUAAACGUUACUCGUAUAUGAAUACUGACAAUCAAUUGCACGCUGGACACGCCGGAGGCACAAGCAUAUCUUCCUGUCAGAAUACUGGUGGUUAUACGGAUACUUUGACCUAUAAGAAAUCGAUUGGAUAUUUGAAUUUCGAGAGGCAAACAACGAGCAUCGCCGCGGUGGGGAUCGCUAAUGGCAUGAUGGUAUCAUGUAAUAAAUUACGGUCUGGUUUCGACAACGUCGGAUCAGUCACGGGGACGUUUUACCCUCCUGUUGCUUCACCUCAUGAUCAAACAAUUCACUAUAAUAAUCCUCAGUCAUCAAAAACCGCAAACUACUCGAUGCAGUCCAAUGUCGAGAAUAAUUAUAACCAGGUUCAAUGCUCCAAUCGUCAGCAGAAUAUUAAUAUGAGAAAUUCAAACGAACAAUGUCCAAAAAUGCCGCCAACGAGUAAAGAAACUGAAAAUGUUGCCGAAAGUUUGGCCGCUGGUGUACCAAGUAAUACACAAAAUCCAGCAUUGGCGAUGCCAAGUACAACACUUAGGAUAGUUGCAUCCAGUGAAGAUUUUACUGAAGCGAUUUCAGAACUUCCGACAGAAUCAACAGCAGCUAAAAUCGAAACAAAGUUAGAAAAUGUUGGUAAAGAAAUAACAGCAGCAACGGGAAUACCAACAUGGGGUUUAGUUGCUAUUUUAAUUGCGGUGGGCGCAAUAGUGCUGGGCGUCUGUUUCUGCUGUAUAAGAAGAUGCUUCCGGAAACGGCGAUCAAAGGACGGAAAGAAAGGUCUCAAAGGUGCAGUGGAUCUAAAGGGAGUGCAAUUACUCGGAGGAACGUACAAGGACAAGGUACAGCCGGAUAUGGAGGAACUUACGGACAAUGCUGAGGAGCCCGAUGAAGCAGAGAGCAAACAGAGCGAGGUCAAACUUGGAAGACUACAAUACAAGCUUGAAUACGAUUUUAAUUCAAACAGCUUGGCAGUCACGGUAAUAAAAGCUGAAGAUUUACCGGCUUUAGAUAUGGGCGGAACAUCCGAUCCUUAUGUCAAAGUUUAUUUACUUCCGGAUAAGAAGAAAAAGUUUGAGACUAAAGUUCACAGAAAGACACUGAGCCCGGAAUUUAAUGAAACCUUUACAUUUAAGGGUGUCCCGUAUGCCGACGCAAUGAAUAAAACACUAGUGUUUGCAAUCUUCGACUUUGAUAGAUUUUCAAAACACGAUCAAAUUGGCGAAGUAAAAGUGCCGCUAUGCCAAAUAGAUUUAGCUCAGACGAUCGAGGAAUGGAGAGAACUCCAGAGUGUUGAAGGAGAAGGUGGACAAGACAACAAACUUGGUGACAUUUGUUUCUCUUUACGUUACGUACCGACAGCUGGAAAAUUAACAGUAGUAAUUCUCGAGGCCAAGAAUCUUAAGAAAAUGGAUGUCGGCGGUCUUUCAGAUCCGUAUGUUAAAAUAGCACUGAUGCAAAAUGGCAAGCGUUUGAAGAAGAAGAAAACUUCUAUUAAAAAAUGCACAUUGAAUCCUUAUUACAAUGAGUCGUUUACAUUUGAAGUUCCCUUUGAGCAAAUACAAAAAGUUAAUUUAGUGGUAACUGUAGUAGAUUAUGAUCGCAUUGGUACGUCAGAACCAAUUGGCAAAUGUAUUCUUGGUUACAAUGCAAGCGGCACUGAAUUGAGACAUUGGUCUGACAUGCUCGCAUCACCAAGACGACCAAUUGCCCAGUGGCAUACGCUCAAGGAUCCUGAGGAUGGUGAUAAGAAAGACUAAGAAAAUUAAAACCAAAAACAAUAAAAAAAAAGGCGUAUAUUCGCUUCAUCUAAAAAACCAAACAAUAAAAAAAAAGAACAAAGCUCUGAAAUAAAAAAUAAAAAAAACCCAGUAGAUAAUGAUUAAUUAACAAGAGUUAAAAAAAAAUAAUAAUAAAUAAAUAAAUCAGCAAAAUUACCAUCAAACAAAUAAUAAUAGCGUUAAACUAUAUUCUGAUGGAGUGUAGUCUUGUAUAUACACAUAUAUAUAAUAAUAAAAAAAAAAUAUAUAUAUAUAUACAUCUAUAUAUAUACAUAUAUUAAAUAUAAUAUAUAAUAUAUACACCAAAAUAUAUUAUCUAUUAUACGUUUUUUCUGUAGAGACUUAUGAGAUCUUUGAUGCUGAAUUAAUUGAUAAAUUGUUAAAUUACAUAUAUAUGUAUAUUUAAAAAAAAAAAAAAGAAAAAAAAUAAGUGAAAACCCCCGCACAUUUUUAUUUUUUGAACUUGAUAAUUUUUAUUUAAAUGUUACUAAUUAAUUAAUUAAUUAAUUGAUCGAUUAACAAAAGUUCAUUAAAAUGCAUUGAAUACAUAUAUAUACAUAUUGUAGAUUUAUUGUUAAAGAUCGUACAGAUUUUUUGUUUUCAAGAGUAAAAUUAUGAUAUCUACUAUUAUUAUUAUUAUUAUUAUUAUUAUUAUUAUUAUUAUUAGUAUUAUUAUUAUUAUUAUUAUUAUGGAAUAAAAAAAAUUAUACUCUUGUAUACAAUGUCUUCGUACGCUACAAUAAUAAACAAUAUUAAUAUAAAUAUUUAAUUAUAGACUUAAUUAUUAUUAUUAAAUAAAUAUUUAUUGUAUUGGCCAUUCGCGUUUUCGAAGCUGAAAUAAAACUAAAUAUAUGAUUAUUUAUAUAUAAUAAGUAAUAUAUUAAUUAAAAAUUAUAGCUGAUGAUACAUACAAAUGCUUAAAAUUAUAAUAAAUAUAUUAAUAAUACAUAUUUUAAUAAAAUAUGUAUGAAGAAUGACAAACAACGAUAACUUGUAACUAUAACCAUAAAAGACCAAUUUUAAAAUGAAGUAAAUCCCGUAGCUUCGAGGCGCGAAGGUCCGUAAUAUUUAAAUUUUAAAUAAAACAAUAAUUAUAUUAAUACUUGUAUGUAUAUUUUAAUUAUUAACUUCUUUUUUUUUAAUUUUGUUACUCAGUUUUUUUACGCGACAAAAUGGCCGUCGUGUAUUGACUGCGAAAUGGCGGGCAAUUUAAAAUUUUUAGGUUAGAGUGUUUUUUUGGUUGAAAUCAGUGGAAAAUUAUAAUUAUUAUUAAAAAUUAUUGUUGAUUUAAUAAAAUAAUUAAUUAAUAAUUAAUAUAUACAUAUAAUUAUUAAUUACUAUAUUCGUAUACUAAAAAAAAUGUAACAAAUGUAAUUGUUGAGAAAAAAAUUAAAUGCAAAUUCCCUGUCAAAAUUAAAAAUAAAUAAAAUAAGAAAAAUAAAAUAAAAAAAAAAAAAAAAAAAAAACCAAAUGGGCCUAUUCAAUCUGUUUACGCUGUUUAACAUAAUAUAUAAAAAAAUCAUUAUAAUAAACAAUAAUAAUUAAUAAUAACAAUAAAAAAAUUAUCUAUUAUUUUCUAAUCACUUUUUUUUUAUUCACAGAAUUUUUUAAAAUUUAUUAUUUUUAUUCCUCAUUACAAAGGUGUAAAUAUUUUUUUUUAAAUAAAUUUAUUCGAAUAUAUUUUAAGAGAAUCUAAAAAAAAAUAAAAAUCCCGUUUCCUUUUUAUUUAUUAAUUUAACAAAAAAAAAAAAAACGAAAAAUUUUCUUAAUCCUCGUGGCUAAAAUAUUUAAAUGUCGGCCUUUUUUUAUGCGUAAGCUUUUUGCUUCCGAUUGAAAUGAAAAAUAAAUUUAUUUACUUUGAAAAUUUGAAAAAAAAAAAAUUAACAGCUAAAAAUAUUUUCAGUAUCACAGAUAAUUAAAAUUCGUAUCGUCCGAAUUCUCUAUUAAAAAAAAACAAACGGACAAUAUUACUUGAAAUUACAUAUGUAUUACAAAGUAUUUAAAAUAAUAAAUAUAUAAUAAUAAUAAUAAUCAAUGCAUAUACGGUUUUAUCACUACGUUGCAAUCGUUAUCACUAUUAAUGUUGUUAACUAUACAAAA
Molecule: messenger RNA, 5176 nt
Organism: Microplitis mediator
Lineage: Eukaryota; Metazoa; Arthropoda; Insecta; Hymenoptera; Braconidae
Biological process (GO): regulation of calcium ion-dependent exocytosis; synaptic vesicle endocytosis; cellular response to calcium ion
Cellular component (GO): dense core granule; synaptic vesicle membrane; axon
Molecular function (GO): clathrin binding; calcium-dependent phospholipid binding; syntaxin binding
Source: RefSeq, a predicted model, not a curated record